AAAAUGUGUAAACGGCAAGUGAGAGGUGAAUAGAUAUAAUAUCUUAUCCUGAGAGACAUGAAUGCGGUCAUAGGAUUAGGAAGAUGUUCACGUCCAUUCAAAAGAAACGGUCCUUUCCCACUUCUCCAAUGGAUGCUCUCUUUGUCAAUUCUUAUCUCUCCCGACUCAAACUCAAAUUCUCCACUCAAUUCCCUACCUUCUCUCCCCCGCAACAACAGCCUUUUCUCCGACUCAAAAAACUGAAUAAUAGUAAUAAUUUACGAGUUGUAUUUGCCACGCUUCAGAACCAGCAGCAACGAGAUGCACCAGCAGAAUUUGGUGACUACGAUGCGGAUGAAACGUAUGGAGAAGUUAACAAGAUCAUUGGGAGCAGAGCGAUUGAAGGUGGGAAAGGAAUGGAGUAUUUGAUUGAGUGGAAAGAUGAACAUGCUCCUACAUGGGUUCCUUCUGAUUUCAUUGCUAAAGAUGUUGUAGCUGAGUAUGACACUCCUUGGUGGAACGCGGCGAAAAAGCCCGACGAGUCUGCUCUUAAGGAACUCAUUGAAGCUGAUGAUGACAGAGAUGUCGAUGCUGUUGAUGAAAAUGGACGAACGGCUUUGCUGUUUGUCUCGGGACUCGGAUCGGAAGCCUGCGUUAAGCUGUUAGCUGAGGCCGGAGCUGAUGUUAAUUACCGCGAUAGGAAUGGGGGAUUGACUGCCCUGCAUAUGGCUGCUGGCUAUGUCAAGCCCGGGGUUGCUAAGCUGUUAAUUGAGCUAGGUGCGGAUCCUGAGGUGGAGGAUUAUAGAGGGCAAACGCCGCUGACCUUAGCGCGGAUGAUCCUGAAUCAAACGCCUAAAGGAAACCCAAUGCAAUUCGCUAGGAGAUUGGGUUUGGAAAAUGUUGUUAGAGUGUUGGAGGAGGCCAUUUUCGAGUAUGCACAAGUGGAGGAGAUAUUGGAGAAGAGAGGGAAAGGCGAAAAUGUAGAGUAUUUAGUGAAAUGGAAGGAUGGGGAAGAUAAUGAAUGGGUUAAAGCAUGGUUGAUAUCUGAGGAUUUGGUGAAAGAUUUUGAGGCUGGAUUGGAAUAUGCAGUGGCGGAGUGUGUUCUGGAAAAGAGAGAUGGUGAGAACGGGAAAGGCGAAUACUUGGUGAAAUGGGCUGAUAUUGAGGACGCUACUUGGGAACCCGAAGAAAAUGUUGACCCCCUUCUGAUAGAAGAUUUUGAAAAGGGUCAACAGAAACUAGUAAGUUGAACUCAUAAUGUUACUCUUUUGGCUUGUAUUUUUCCUUUUUCGCGGUAAUAGAAUGUCUUUUGUUUAUGAACUAUAGUUAUGGUAAUUUAUGUACUUUCGAGGUUGUCUAACAAGUUGAGGAUAAUUUUCUAUUUAGUGAUCCUAGUAUGGGAAAUUGUAGAUCA
Capsicum annuum is the source of this 1393-nucleotide messenger RNA. RefSeq names its product signal recognition particle 43 kDa protein, chloroplastic. The record is from RefSeq and is a predicted model, not a curated record. The transcript has a single exon. NCBI's taxonomy places the organism in Eukaryota, Viridiplantae, Streptophyta, Magnoliopsida, Solanales, Solanaceae. Gene Ontology annotation, molecular function: protein binding. The coding region runs from base 84 to 1229 and encodes 381 amino acids.